UACAUGCCGAAUUUUGUAGGUCAAUUUUUAGGUGCAAUAUUUUAAUAAUUCAUUAUUUAGUUAAUUUAGAGUGUUAAUUAAGUUAUAUUUAUGAAUAUUUUUUAUUGUGAUGACUUCUUGUUGCGGUAAUGAAUUGAUUCAUAAUUCGGUGCUGAGUAAUGUAUUGGCUAGUAAUUUAGAGCAAAUUGCAUAUUUAAUCGAUAUUGUGAAUAACAAUUUGCUUAUUGGCGGUGCUCUUAUUGCCAUUUCGACGAUAUUAGUCGGUUGUUAUUUUACUUCUGCGCGGAGAUCGCGCAGUUAAGUUAUCGCAGUUCGAUAGCAAAAAGUAAAAGUAAAUAUCAUCAUUAUAGUGUAUUUUCUGGAGUUCCCGAAUAUCCAGGGCGAGUGCGGUCGCUAAAGUCUCAGCGGGAGCCGAGGCGGGUCCUCCGGGCCCAGCGGCCGAGGACGCCGCCAUGAAAGGCGUCGAAGCCACUCCCGAGGAGCAGGAACGGUUGGCCACCGGCAACAACAAUGGCUCCCUCGACUGCAAGAUGCCGGCGAACCAGCUCAUCGACCCCAGCUGCUUCCAUUCGACGCGAAUGUUCAUGGUCGUGUUCCUCUCGGGCUGGGUCCUGCAGGGCAUGUUCCUCACUUACUUCGUCAGCGUGACGACGACAAUCGAGAAGUUGUUCAAGAUCGACUCGAAGACGACGGGGCUGCUGCUGGCGGCGACGGAGAUCGGGCAGAUAUGCACGGCGCUGAUCCUGACGUACCUGGCGGGGCGCGGGCACCGGCCGCGCUGGAUCGCCAGCAUGAUGCUGGUGCUGGCCGCGGGCGUGAUAGGCUGCAUCGUCCCGCACCUGCUGUACGGCACGCGCCUGCUGGACGUGCACCUGGACUCGCACCGCGGCGGGGAGGCGCCCACGUGUCUGCCCGACGACUCCAACGGCACCUACUGCAGCAUGAUGCAGCUCAACAGCACCAGGGAACGCAACGAGAUCACCAUGGUCGUCAUCCCCUGGCUGUUCAUCUGCCUGCUGGUGGUGGGCGUGGGCCAGACCGGCAUCGCCACGCUCGGCAUCCCCUACGUGGACGACAACGUCGGCAGCCGCCAGUCGCCGCUCUACAUGGCGAUUACGAUCGGCAUCCGAGUGAUCGGCCCAGCGCUGGGCUUCAUGCUGGGAGCCUUCAGCACUGGAGUAUACGUGAACCCUCUGUUGGACCCUGGAUACUCCUCGGACAACCCUAAGUGGGUCGGCGCGUGGUGGCUUGGCAUGGUAUUCAUCGCGGUCUUCGUGGUGUUGCUGGCGGGUCUGAUGUUCUGCUUCCCGCGGCAGAUCAAGCAGGAGCCGCUGCCUCCGCCGCCCAAGAAGACCGUGGAAGUUAAAGGAGAUCCUUUUCUCAAAGGCUUCGCGAACUCCAUCAAGCGGCAGCUCACCAACGACAUCCUGAUGUACCGGACCGCCAGUUCAGUGCUCCACCUUAUGCCCAUUAGUGGGGUCUACAGCUUCUUACCGAAGUACAUGGAGACGCAGUUCCGUCUGUCGACACACGACGCCAACCUUAUCUCGGGCACGGCCGGCAUUCUGGUGAUGGGAAUGGGCAUCGUCACGUCGGGGGUAAUCAUCCUGCGGACGGUGCCUACUGCGCGGACCGUCGCCGCUUGGACCGCCGGCACGGCUGCUAUCUACAGUAUUGGCAUGGUGAUCCUGAUGUUCGUGAGCUGUCCGCAAGAGAACUACCGCAUGCUGAUGCCCGCGGAAGCCAACCUGAGCAUGGAAUGCAGUUCCCAGUGCUACUGCGACAGGUUCUCCUUCAGCCCUGUUUGUGGGCAGGACGCGCUGACGUACAUUUCGCCGUGCCAGGCGGGCUGUACGGGCGCGCGGCAGCUCGGCAACAACACGUGGCUGUACAGCAACUGCUCCUGCGUCAUGCCCGCCGCCGAAACGCUGCUCCCAUUCGAGCGUUUCCAACUAACCAACCUGACAGCAGAGGAAGACGGUGGCUACGCCAUAAGCGGCGAGUGCGGCGGGCGCUGCGACCAGAUCUACGUGUUCGUGGCCAUUUUUGCUACGAUUAUGUUCAUACACGCCAGCGGCGAGGUCGGCGGCGUGCUGCUCAAUAUACGCUGCACGCAUAAGUUUGACAAAGCAAUGGCGAUGGGCGUGAUCCAGUUCGCGAUCGGCACGUUCGGCAACGUGCCGUGCCCGAUCGUGUUCGGCGCCGUCAUCGACGCCGCCUGCCGCCUGCGCGACUCCGCCUGCAACAUCACCGGCGCCUGCGUCGCUUAUGACAGCGAUAGCUUCCGACACUUCUACUUAGGUCUGUCAGCAGGGUUGAUGUUCCUGGCGUUCUUAAUGGACCUCAUGGUGUUCCGGCGCGCCGGCCGCAUCGACAUGAACCCAGCUGAUGCGCCCGCGCCGCCCGCGCUUUUGCCCGCGCCUACUGACACGCAGCUAUGACAAUACGAGUCCAACUUGUAAACUACCCGCCAUCUUAAACUGGCGGGGAUGAGCUAUGCCAUGAGCUAGAAAGAACUACUCCACUUCCGUAAGAAAUCAAAGCAAAACCUCAACUAUGUACUUCUGAACUAUGAGACAGUUGUCGCUUUUAAACGGGCUGGCAAGUAUGGAUGAGCUAUGCCAUGAGCUAGAAAGAACUACUCCACUUCCGUAAGAAAUCAAAGCAAAACCUCAACUAUGUACUUCUGAACUAUGAGACAGUUGUCGCUUUUUAAACAGGCUGGGAAGUAUGGAUGAGCUAUGCCACGAGCUACACCGAAACCUCAACGACUUCUGAACUAACGGUCAGUUAACACUACUUAAAACCGAAGAACUACGAAUGAGCUGUGCCUCGAGCUAGAACGAGUUAUGCCACAUUACCACCAUAAUCUCACGACUUCUGAACUACAGUCAGCCAUUACUACCUAAAACAGAAGAACUAUCCCACGAGCUAGAAAGAGCUACAAGCUAGAAUGAACUAUCGGACAGCUAUCACUACUUAAAACAGGAGAACUAUGCCACGAGCUAGAAAGAACUACACCACUACUGUAAGUCCGAAAUCUCGACGACUUCUGAACUACAGUCAGCCAACACUACUUAUAACAGGAGAACUAUCCCACGAGCUAGAAAGAGCUACGACACUUCUGUUAGACCUAAAUCUCAAUGGCUUUUAAACUAUCGGUCAGUUAUCACUACUUAAACGAGGAGAAUUAUGGAUAAGCUAUGCCGCGAGCUAGAAUGAACUACGCCGUAAGACCAAAAUCUCGACGACUUCUGAAUUAUCGGUCAGCAUUCACUACUUAAAACAGGAGAACAAUGGAUAAGCUAUGCCACGAGCUAGAAUGAGUUAUGCAACACCUAUAAGACCAAAAUCUCAACGACUUGAAAUAUUGGUCAGCUCUAGUGAGCUCAAACAGGCGGAGAAAUAUCGACGAGUGUGCCAAGAGCUAAAAUGAACUGUCCACUAAAGUUUUAAUAAGGUCGCCAGUUUUUACACCUUUUACGAAUUAUGCAACGGAGGUCUGCCAUUUCUGUGUGACGUCUGAUUAACAGAAAUUGGACAGGCACAUCACAUCGAUGGCAUAGAAAGAGCUAUGCAACGCCACGCUGCGCUAUACUAAGAAACUGGGACAAGGUAUGUCACUUAGAUCAGAACAACUUAUCUAAUGUAAUGAAUGACUGAUCAGCCUUAUAACUUUUUAAUGGAGUCACAUACAUCACUCUGAUAUAAGAUCAACUUCUGAACAUUUCAAUUCUAGACUAGAGAGUUAACGGAACUAUCGUUUAGAACCAAACUUCUAUCUAGUAGAGGUCAAAUGUUUUGUGUCGAAAUGACUCGAUAUACGUUUUUGGUGUGGCCAAGUUUAAUAAAUCAAUGAAAAACGUUUUAUAGGGUUGUGCAAUAUGGCUCUAGAUUACGAAUACAAUCAUUAUUGGUCAUUUUACACAGUUAGUUUAAUCGGGCCGGGCGCCAAUCUACGGUAAUUUUUUAUACUAAUUAAUAUUCGAUUUUUGAUCUACUAAUGCGUAAGUUUCGCGAAUUGUUUAGGUACAAAUUGUAGCUCGAUUAGAAGUUAAAAGUAACUAAAAAAAUUAAUAUAAUAUUUAUAAGGUUUUCUACAUACCGUAUCAAUGUUUAAUCAUCUUAUUCUUCUUCUUUAUCUUAUUUAAAAAUUGAUUAAUGUUGAAACUAAUUUAAAAUGUAAAUUUAUCUCAAAACAUCACACUAAAAUAGUAAAUACAAAUCAAUAUGAAUGUGCAGCUAUAUACCAGUAUCAGUUUACAUCUUUUCUUUUAUUGAUUUUAUAUAGGUACUCCAUUUUUUAUCGUUAUCACGCAUUUUACUAAGCUAGUUAUACUUUGACGUAUACAUGCUCAAUAUUAUCGUUAAACUUUUUACUAGCUAAGCUCAAGUAAUGGCAAAAAUAUUGAAUUAAGGUACCGAAAUGCGAACUAUUUUUUAAAGAACUCAUAGCAAAAAAAUAUUUUAACUAAACUUGGUAUUUUACGUAACAUCACACAUUGCUCCGUUAAAAUUAACAUAAAUGACUGACCUUUCAACUUGGUGUAAACUAUGUUAAAAUUGCCAUGCAUCGAUAUAAUUUUGCUGUUGUAGAAUUAGUUUUUUUUACUGGUAAAUAUUUAAUCUAAUAAUUCUCGCGCCAGAGCCGAGAAUAUCUCAGGGAAAACGGGGAAAAAAUAAAACAUAACAUUUUUAUCUAUUUUAUUAAAAUGCUGUCAAUAAUAAAUUAUUGUUUUAGCAUGGUUUACGCAAAGUUAACUUUUUUAAAUAUCAUAAACUUAAUGGCUAGUGAUUAGACAUUUAUUUUAGAGUAGAAAGUUUUUUUUUUACAAAUUAUUAUCAAUACUGAAUCAUGUAAAUAUAUUAGAUGAAUGAAAUGUAUAAUCAUAGCCUAAUUAGAUGUAAGCUUAAUUUUAUGAAUUGUUUACUUUAUAGACGAAUUCUUUAUAAACAAAAAUAUUAUAAACUCCUUCGAGCUAUGGUCGUGGAUAAGGCCGUGUAAACCAAACAUUUUCAGUUUUUAACGUUUUGAUUCAAUAUUCCCAUACAAGAUUUUUACUUUCAUAUAUCCCGCCGGAAAUAAGGUAAUUUUAUAUUAGUACAAUAGGCCAUAGCUCAGUAGACGAAAAAGUUAAAAGGCUGGGUCGCGUGUAAAUGUUUAGUAAAAUAGGUAUAUCGAUAGCAAAUCGACUAAAUAUAAGUUGACAAUGAAAUAUUAUUGUCGAUGCAAAUUACCUCGAAAAAUUUUCAUUUUUUGCAACUUCUCUGUGAUCAGGGCAUAAUUUUGUGUAAUAAAUCAUUUUACUAUAAAAUAUUUUACAUCAACUUAAGCCACAUUAUAUUUUGCUUAAUAAAGACUAGGAAUUGAAACUUGCAUGUGCAAUACAUAGAUUUGAAUAUACGUAUAAAUAAUUAUUCCAAACCGUAGAUUUAAAUAGGUAAUAAUGUAGGUUUUUUAAAGUUUUUAAUGAGAUAUUGCUGCCUAAUUUUUAUAAUGGCAUUGUACAAUUUCAGUGUUUUUUAUCAUGUUGAGCUAAUAAACUAUGUAAUGAAUUUGGACCAUUAGUAGUGGUUUUAAUGUAGGUAGAACAUUAUGCAAACGUUAUUAACUUUGGAGGUCAGUAUCAGCAAGUUGCCAUAACAUUAGUUAUUUGCUACCAUCAUAGAGACAUUGUGAAUUUGGGUAAAAAUUGUGCUCGUUAACUUUAGAAAUAAAGCUAUAAUACAAAACCGAAUAUAGGGUUUAAUACAUAAAAAAUAUAGGUGGUUAAAACGAUGUGACAAUGAGGAAGACUUUAAUGUUACUCAUAAUUUGUGUUGUCUUUAGACAUACAGUUCUGUUAUAAAAUGAAAUACGUAUAAAACCAGAUAUUCCUUCACUAUCAAACUCCACUGCCAAGGAAUGGUUUGUGUAAAACAUACGUGAGCAACAACGAAAACAAGUAAUUACUUAGAUAUUUAAUGAUAUUUCACAAUUCCUAGACUCUUAACAGUGCAUUAUUUCGUGCAAUGACUUUUAUAAUUAAAUAUCUUUUAUUGUUAAAAUGAAAUUGUAUUUGUUGCCCUAUUGCACUAACAUAGCAUAAUACUUAUUUACAUAAUAUAAGCUUUGACAUCAAAUUCGAAUAAAUCAAGACAAAUGAGUAUAAUUUGUUCUUGAAAUUAUUAUAUUAUGUGGCAUUAUAUUAAUGUAUAUCUUAUAAUAUUUACGAGUAUAUAAUUAUAUUGACGUAUGCAGUCUUUAUAUUGUCCUUGUCCGAGUGGUAGGUAAAUUUUGUUGAUUGUUACUAUUAUAUUAACUAAGCGAAUGUAUUUAGGGAUUAAACAGUAGUUUUUUACCCAAAAACAGAGAUGGGUUUUUUGAUGAUUAGUUUUAAAAAAUAAUAGUGAACACAAUUUUACUAGUCUACGUUAUUAGUUGUAGUAAACCAUACCUCUGUUUUUAGAAUUAAAACCUACUACCAUUAAACGAUGGAUUUUAAUAUAUUAUUUUUAAUUCUGAUAUACACACUUGGUUGAAACUUAGAGUAAAUUAUUCUGAGUAUUCUAGUGAUUGUACUGUUUGUUUCUGGUUGUAUUUUCACAUAAAUAUACGUUACGAUAAUUUUAUACAAGUACAUAAGUUGUUUUCUUGAGCAUUGUUAAAUUUAUUUGUAUACGUUUGACAUUGUUGUAUCGUACGUAUUAUGUUUGUGAAUAUAUACACUAUUUUUAACUUUCCGAACUAUCGCAUAGCUAUUGAAAAGCACCGCGUAUGACUGAAAAGAUUGUGAGGAAAGUUGAAUAUUUGCUUAUAAAAUGAACGUUUGUGUUAUCCAUUACUUAGUUAUGUAAUAAUUUAAUUUCGAGUACAAUCAGCUAGGAAACUGCGAAAUGCAUCCUGUUUAUUUGGUUAUUUAUGUAUUUAUCGCAUGUAUAAAUUGUGUCUUAAUGAAGAUUAUUGACUUUAUUAUACGCAUGAAAACAGUUUAUACCAAAACGCACAAAUAUGUAGAGAAAUUAUAUAAAACAAGUAAUUUAAUGUAAUUGUAAAUUGUAAUAGAUUAGGUGGACUUAGAUAAAUAAUAUCUAUAGAUGAGGUUAACUAAAAUGCUGAUCUAAAUGUCCGUCUGUAUGGUGUUAUUACAAAGUACGGAAUCAGUACUAUUGAUAAUUAACUUAGCAAUUACAUAAGUAAGUACAGUAUAGAUUGUUAUAGUGACGUCGGUCACAUAUUUUUUAAUUAUUUGUAAAUAAAACGAUAUUGAUGUA
This is a messenger RNA of Ostrinia nubilalis (European corn borer), 7254 nucleotides long. RefSeq names its product solute carrier organic anion transporter family member 74D-like. NCBI's taxonomy places the organism in Eukaryota, Metazoa, Arthropoda, Insecta, Lepidoptera, Crambidae. Gene Ontology annotation, biological process: sodium-independent organic anion transport; transmembrane transport. Bases 453 to 2441 code for a protein of 662 amino acids. The transcript has 11 exons. Gene Ontology annotation, cellular component: plasma membrane. Gene Ontology annotation, molecular function: protein binding. The record is from RefSeq and is a predicted model, not a curated record.